AAACUAUAGCCCCGUGUAUUUGUGAACAACAAAUAUCGCCGGUUAUUGAGCAUCUCAUACAAUGUGGUGGCAAUGAUUGGAUAAAUUUAACAAAUAUUUUUGAUAACAUGAGUAGACAACUCAAUAAGACAGACAAAAUGUUUCAAAAAUUUAAACUAAACAAUACAGCAAUUAGUGAAUUACCUGAAAAUUUGUUUCAUGACAUUGCUUUUAAUUAUAUAGACAUUGAAAAUGCAUAUAAUUUGCGCAAAAUUGAUACAAACAUAUUUAAUGGUAUUAACGAUACGAUUGAAUAUUUGUGGAUCAGAAAUACACCAAUUAAUGAUAACAUCGAUGACAUGAAUAGUAAUGUAUUUUAUGCCAUCAACUCAUUGAAAGCAUUGCAAACACUGUAUAUAUCAAACACAAGUAUCGCCACAAUUCCUGACAACGCUUUUCAAGGAAUUAAAUAUUUGAAUACAAUUUAUUUGGUAAACAGUGUUAAUAACAUUGGGAGGCAUUCAUUUAGGACACUCCGAAAUAUAGAAGUACUAGACUUGAGUUACAAUAAACUGAUUAAUAUAUCCGAUGAGGCCUUUGCUAUACAAGACAGUCCUAAUGAUGAGAGUCUAUACAUCCGACUGACUAACAAUACUUUUGGUGAAAAUGCUUUGAGAAAAGAGAUUUUUGAUGGUUUGGAUAGAGAUGUAGUUAUUCAUAUUGAAGGCAAAAAGUUUGGUUAUUUAAAUGAAACAAUUUUUGGACACUUUUUACGACAAAAUUCAUUAAACGAUAUAUGGUUUUCAUCGCUUGAUUGUAACGAUUGCCGAAAUGUUUGGUUAAUCUCUGACUUCGGGUCACAAGUGACACGUGUUAUGUGCAGUAAUGGUCGGUAUAUUAAAAAUUGGAUUAAUUUUGUUGGUUGUGUUGGUUAUGACCAAUAUAUUAAUAUUUCAAUUUCCGAAAUUGAUUUUGAUUAUCAACCGGUAAAUAAUACUGAGUUUGCUAUUAAUUUAAAUACAAGUCAAAUAUCAUUUAGUUAUACACACCAAACAAUAUGA
Messenger RNA from Oppia nitens, 1040 nucleotides. Its product is annotated as leucine-rich repeat-containing G-protein coupled receptor 4-like. Gene Ontology annotation, molecular function: protein binding. NCBI's taxonomy places the organism in Eukaryota, Metazoa, Arthropoda, Arachnida, Sarcoptiformes, Oppiidae. Bases 108 to 1040 code for a protein of 310 amino acids. Gene Ontology annotation, cellular component: extracellular matrix. The transcript is spliced from 2 exons. The record is from RefSeq and is a predicted model, not a curated record.